UGGCGGCUGCUAAGAAGAGGAAGCUCAUUAACUGAUACUCGAUGGAACUCGUAAAUAAACUGGUGCUUUACCUUUGGAAAAAAGGACGCCGCAACCACUGAGAUCGAAAAGGAAAACAUGUCAACCUGGCAAGCCACAGAACAAUCAAAAUAUGCCGUAGCUAUAUAUAAUUUUGAGGGCAGGGUCGCCAGUGGCUUGCAGUUGGCUGUUGGAGAUACCGUACAAAUCUACGAAGAAUGUGCAGGAUGGUAUCAUGGUUGCCUUACACGGAACAAAUCUCAGAAAGGAAUAUUCCCAAAAUCCUAUGUGUACUUAAAGGAGUGUGAUGUUGAGUACUAUGGCACUUUAUAUGAAGUUGUCAUUCCUAAAGAAGAUCCAACAGUCAAGGAGCUUACCUCGGUCUUGAGAGAAUGGUCAAUCAUUUGGAAACAAUUGUACAUGAAAAAUGACAUGCAGUUGUUUGUAGCCCUGAGGAAAAUCAUGUGGGACCUGGUUGAAUUUAGACAACAGCUCCUGUCAGGAACACUUACACAGGAUCAGAUGUUUGAAAUAAAGCAAAAAGCUAUCAAUGACAUUGAUUGGGCAAACAGUAAAAUGGGUUUGGAUCUCAUUCCAAGAAAAAAUGCAGAGGUUAUUGAUGGUGAUUCUACUAGUGUUGUAGAGCUUUACAAUGUUCAUCUUGAAAGUGCUGAGGCAAAUAAAAGUGCUAUGGGGAGAGGAACUAUCAAGAAGGCAAAAAAGCAGCAAAUCAAGACUUUCACCAGCAACCAUUUAUACUUCACCAUGAACAGCUUUGUUUGUAAYGUAGAGGAGAGCUGUCAGGUCUUCUUUUCUAUUUAUGAUGCUACAAAAAGUAAAUUUAUAAGUGAGCGCUUUAUGGUGACGAUAGGUAAAAGUGACAGCAAYCAAAAAGUAAAUCAGCUACAAAAUAUUAGCAAUGCCACAUGUGUCUUUACAGACUUGGGCGAAAAUGACUUACAUUCAAAUUGCUACUUAGUUGCACAGAUAGUUAGAGUUGGUAAAAUGCUAUUAGACUCUUCAUCUAGAAAAGYUUCCAACAUGUCCUAUAGAAGACCCUUUGGAUGUGCAGGUAUUCUUCAGCAUGAAAAUCCUCUGCUUCUUCCUCAUGGAACAGCAGUUGUCAGGAAGGUGGGAUUCCCAGACAUUAUCAUGCCAGGACUGUAUAUUCCUUGGGGGAGGAAGUAAACCACAGACAGAAUAUCAAUCUACAAUCUACUACCACAACGGCAGCCCCAAGUGGAAUGAAACUAUUAAAGUCCAAAUUCCUUUCGAGAAAUUCUACGGUUCYAUUUUGAGAUUUGGCUUCAGACACUUGGCUAAAUUCAAGGACAACGAUAAAGAUUCCAAGACCUUUGCGUUCUCUUUCCUCAAACUGAUGAGAGAAGACGGGACAACGAUAAACGAUUGCUUACGCGAACUUUGUCUUUAUAAGUUYGAGAAAAACACAUUCUACGACUCCAAAGCGUACAUCAACAUGCCAUCAACAGCGACUGAAGCCACAACCAUCAAUUAUUCCUCACAAGACAGAGUUGCUCGUUGUMCCAAGGAAACUUUUUUUGUGCGAACAGUUGUCUGCUCCACCAAACUUACACAAAACGUUGACUUGGUUGGUUUGUUAAGAUGGAGAGAACAAAAACAUCAACUACAAUUAGUUUUACAGUCUCUAAUAAAGAUAGACGGUGAAGAGAUUGUCAAGUUUCUUCAAGAUAUCUUUGACGCUUUGUUUUGGAUUUUAAACGAGAGUAUCGAGGAGUAUGGCAACCUUGUUUUCCAGGCAAUGGUCUUCAUUAUUUGGAUUCUGUCCAAUAAGAAAUACCAGCACUUCCAAGCAGUCCUAACCACGUACAUAGAGAAGCACUUUAGUGGAACUAUCGCUCACAAAAAACUGGUCAGUUGCUUGAAGCAGGUCUUGGAGCAAACAGGAGAGGCAACAAAUAUUGAAAGUCUAAAGAAAACAAUGACGGCUUUAGAAUAUAUUUUCAAGUUUAUUAUCCAGUCAAGAGUUUUAUACAUAAGUACAUUUGGCAACAAGGAAGAAGACUCCUUUCGACUUGAAUUGCGUUCAUUGUUUUUGGCUUUGAACAACUUGAUGUCACAACAAACAGGAGAACUACAGCAGGCUCAGGCACUUGCAUUGAGACAUUUUGCUGGGAUUUACGACGAUGCUCUUAAAGUAUUUAGUCGUACUGAGCUCAGUCAUAUCGUCACAAACUUCGUGAACAGCGUAGGAAAAAAUUCCCACUYCAAGACCCUUAUCUGCCCGAAACUACAGUGUAUCAGUCAGACUGUACAGAGUCAACUCUUCGUCCAUGAAGAUUCCAGAAAAGUACUUCUGCCAAUGAUCGUCAGCCAUCUUCACUUCCACCUGUCUCAAAAACAAGAGAUGAAAACAUGUGCCGAGAUCUUAGGACCUGUCCUUACAGCCCUAGAGACCAUGGCAGYUGGUGACAAAGAAGAAGAUAUAUUCCUUGUUGUCAAAACUUUACUUCAGACUGUGUUCCUGACGGUCAAAACGGUAGAUAGGGCUGGUACUCUGUCGCGUCAUCUUCUGGCCAUACUUAUUAACAUGCUGAGACUGAUGACAGAAGAUCAUUAUAGUCGUUUCCUUGAACAAUUCGAUGGCAGGAAGGAGCUGAAGGACUUCUUGUUUAAUGCCUUCGUGGUGUUCACUGAAAUGAUUAGACGACAGAGCUUCCCAAGGGAUUGGUUUGUCAUAAUCAUGUUGGCUAACCAUGUCAUCCUUACAGCAGUUCAGAAUUUAUCAGUUGCACUAAGUAGUAAUUUUUGCAACGAAAACUUUGAUUUCCAGCUGUGGAACAGUUAUUUCCAGCUGUCAGUAGCGUUUCAGAUUCAGCCUCAUCUUCAACUGGAAAACUUUACUGAAGUCAAGAGAAACAAAAUCAUCGACAGAUAUGGAGACAUGAGGCAAGUAAUGGGGUUCGAGAUCAGCGACAAGUGGCAGGACUUGGGUGAAAAUAAGAAACAUUUCAUCCCAAGUCUAAUUGGACCKUUCCUCGAGAUGACUAUGGUUCCUCAGACAGAACUACGCAAGGCAACAAUUCCUAUAUUCUUUGAUAUGAUUGAGAGUGAGCUCUUGAGCAAAGGAUUCAUCCAAACGGUUGAGAAUGAAAUGGUAAAUAAGCUAGACAAACUUGUGAGCUACAAUAGGAAAGCAGACGAUAGUCAGGAAAAAAAUGAAGUCACUAAAUACAAAGGAGACGAAGAGUACAAAGACCUAUUCCAUGAAAUGAGUUGCAUCAGUGACGAUAAUGCGAUACGAAGAUUGAGCUGUAUCGUCAAACUACUGGAGUUUUACAAAGGUAUCGACAGAGAAGACAUGUUUAUUAGGUAUAUCAACCGGUUGUGUGAGCUCCAUAUUCCUGCAGAAAACUUCACCGAGGCUGGUUUUACUYUAUUGCUUCAUGCUGAAUUAUUAACUUGGUUAGAGCGACCUGUAGACGAUACAAGGAGUUCUAUUACUGAGAGGCAACUGAAGGAGAAGCUGUACUUGGAUGCCAUCAACUACUUUAACAAGGGCAAGUGUUGGGAGAAGGGCAUCGAACUAUGCAAAGAAUUGGCCGAGCUGUAUGAGAAUGAGAUGUAUGAUUUUGUUAAACUUAGUGAUAUCUUGAAAUCCGAGGCCAUUUUCUAUGAUAACAUCAUGUCUAAAGUACGACCUGAGCCAGAAUACUUCAGAGUUGGCAUGUACGGCAAAGGCUUUUCUCCUUCAUUACGAAACGAAGUAUUCGUUUUUCGAGGUAAAGAGUACGAGAAGAUAGGAGAAUUUAACCGUAGAAUGCAGGCACAGUUUCCAGAUGCUCAGUUCAUGGACAAACUGACCCCUCCAGACAACACCAUCUUGCAGUCACCAGGUCAAUACUUCCAGAGUUGUAAAGUCAACCCGAUAUGUGAGUACGACGAUCUGUUCAGAGAUCGCUCUGUGGACGAGCAAAUCAUAAGUUACUACAGAGUAAAUUACGUAAGACGAUUUAAAUACGACCGCCCUUUUCAUCGAGGUGUCAACAUCAAGUCCAAUGAGUUUGCGAAUCUUUGGCUGGAAAGGACUACCAUUGAGAUUUCUGCUUCUCUACCAGGAAUACUAAAAUGGUUUCGUGUAAUCUCUACUUCAACGGAAGAAAUAAGUCCCAUUCGAAAUGCAAUCGAAACUGUKGAGAAAAAGAACCAGCAGUUACGCGGUCUGAUCAGUCGACUGUCAUCGCGACCCAACCAAAAUAUUAACCCGCUAAGCAUGGCAUUGAAUGGAGUCAUAGACGCUGCAGUCAUGGGCGGUACUGCAAAAUAUCAAGAGGCGUUCUUCUCUGAUGGAUAUAUCUUGUCAAAUCCUGAUGAUCAGGAGUAUGUUGAUCUAUUGGAGGAUGCAAUCAGGAAACAGGUGUAUAUCUUAGAAGAAGGUCUGGAUCUUCAUCAGCGUCUACUGACAAAAGCGCUGAUACCUUUCCACGAGAAAAUGGCUCACCAGUUUGCUAAGAUGAAAUUAGAUGUUACUGGAGAACCUUACGAAGUGCAACUGCUGAUCCAGUUGCCCACACCAAGCACCCCUGAGGAAUCUCCCAUGAAAUCUAAAGAUCGCAAGCUCAGUUUACCUCUCAGGAAGUCAAGUUCCCGCACRACAGUCAGUGAAAGUAGUGGAGAUUCACGCCUUAGUUUAUGGUACGAUAGCUCUUCACCAUCACCCAACACUCCUUCACCCAGUGCUGGAGCACAAAAAAAGAGUUUUGGAGGAAGCGUGUCGUCGUUAGCCAGUACCCUGUCACGUGUCAGUGGUUCGUCAUUUGGGAGCAGUAUGACGUCACUGAGUGGUAGCAUAGCGUCCUUGGAUACUUUGAGAGAGGUGGAUGAAGAGGUUCCUCCACCCAUACCAGAGAAGCAUCCACGCCCACCUUCUGAUCCGAUGAUUGAUCAGCGUGGGUUGAAGUCAUCUCCUGUCGUACAUAAACACGGUAGAAAUUCUCUACCAGCUGCUAUGAUGUCAUUUAGAAUAGAAGACGAUGAAAACGGAGCUGAUUUUUCUCCAGAAUUACCAAAGAAACAAAGAUCUGCGAGUUCCUUACUGACAACAGACAAUGAGGACCUACCAGACGCCCCUCCACCCCUCCCCCCAAGGAAAUCCAUGGUGUUUGAUUCAACCUCGAGUAACCAGUCAAGUUCUGACGAUGAUGAGGAGUCAAUCACACCUGUUGCUAGUCCUGUCCCAGAACUCCCACCCAAGACCAGGAAUAGCUCUUUCUUUAGUCAAGAUGUUGAAAAGGAAACCAAACCAGCCAACUUAAGGAAAAAGGCAACCUCCGAUGACAAUCCAURCAAAUUCCCUAUCCCUCUACCCAAGAAGCACACAAGCACUUCAUCACCAAGAUCGUCACAAGGGUUUUCACCACCAAGCUUACAAGAUCUACCACACGACUUAAACGCAACAUUCCCACCRCCAGAUUCUGUUAUCUUGAGGAGAAAUAAUUACGACAGAGUCAAGUCACCGGAUUCAGAUGAUACUUGCAGUGUAUUUUCUUCAACAGCAAGCGAAUCUUCUCGAGCUUCCAUUGCUUCCUCGGAGGAGUCUCUUACUCCAGCUUCGUCUGGUUUUUCUCCAACACCGACUUUAAGUUCAACGAAGUUCGUCUAUGAUGACAUCAACACUAAUGAAAUUCAGAAACAAAGUGAUGUGACAAACGUUCCUGUAGCGAGAGAUUUGCCAUCUCCAAUUAAGUCAUCUGCUAGCAAAAAUUUAUCAAACUCAUUCGAAAUUUCUCAACCUGGUACUUUGUCUAAAAUCCCAGAUGAUUUUUGGAGUUUAUCUGGGAAUAAAGACAAUUGGGAAAAUUUCGAUAAUGAUUUUCAAGAACUCUCAUCUCUAAACUCGUGGUCAGUGUCAUCUUCUACAACGGUUUCCAAGACAACCGUCGUAAAUGGGAAAACAGUGGCUUCAAGUUCUAGKGAAACGUCAUAUGAGGCAUCAGGUGGGCCCUCACAACCGAGGCCUUCCAGUUUGAUGUUCUCAUCUGGUAUUUCAUCGGGAUCAAAUGCAGCUUUAAUAUCUGAACUGGAGAAURCGAUGGGUGAGAGACGGAUGACCAUGCCUGAACGAUUUAGACCUACACCGCUACCGCGUAAACUGUCUUCUGAGAAGAAGAGCAGUAGUACCCCUGUUCUAGCAAGGAGUGAAGGGAAACUAGGUCACGUGCAGGAGGAACAUGAAAAGCCMCCUCUACCGCCGAUGGUGAAACCUCGACAUAUUUUUGGAAUCAAGAGUCCGGAACUACCACCAAAACCCGGGACCAAACCAGCAGUCCCAACRCCGUACUCUAUGAUACCCAAAGAGAGAGCACUCAAUAAACUAUUCUCAGUAAAAUCACAACCAGACUCAAAGAACGGUAAAUCAUGAUCGAGGAUAUCUAAUCAUAGUACACUUCAUAGUUUUAUUUUUUUUAGAUUUACCAAGUUAAUUAGCGGGAAAAUACAAACACAUACGACAGUUAUAGUAUCAAAAUUAAAUUUGAAUUAAUUUUUAAUAUCAAAAUAUAGUCUCCAUAUAUUGGAUACUUGCUCUUAUUUUCUGAAAGACCAGUAAACCAGUAAAUUUUUCCGUGAAGGGUCUUUCUUAGAUUGUACGAAUAUUUUUAGCAUUACUGAGUAGAUUAUAUUUGUGUAGGAAGUCUUGGUAACCAAGAUUUUGAAACUACUUCCAAAUCCUGUCGUUGUAAUAGGAAAGCAUCUGUCUUUAUUACCCCUCCCCCCACCACCCCCAUUAUGGUUUUUGGCUAGUUGGCUAGAAAUCUUUUGUUAAGCUACGGACACACCGUGCAAUAUUGCGCGUACAAUGUUGCAAGGAGUCGAUGUUGCAAGCCAUGACACGACGCAAUUUGUUGCACGCAAUGUUGCUGAAGUAGAAAACGUUCCUACUUCAGCAACAUUGUCUGCAAUAUUGCGCGCAUUGUUACACCGUGUGUCUGUGCCUAUAUGGUACCAACAUGACCGCGAUUAUGUAACAUGCAUUUGAAGAACACAGUUUCCAUUUCCAUGAAUAUACACUUGGAUGCAUACAUACAUGACAUUCACUUAUGUCGAAUGAUACAUCCUGUAAUUACAGCGCUUCUCAAUCACAUUCGAAAUCGUACAAUUUACCAUUACAACGAAGGUGGUUUUGGUGGACGUCAAUGAAGGCGUUUUCAUGAGAUUUCACUGGCAAGUGCAAAACCACGUUUUCCGACAAUGUUAUGGAAUCACUUUGAUUGUCGUACAGAGGUGGAUCUUGUUGCAACGGUAAAUUGUACGAUUUCGCGAGAGAGAUUGGGAAGUGCCGUAAGGCAUUAUUUUUCUCUGUUACGAUGAGCUACUUCGGUAGGCAAAAAAGUAUGAAUUUUCACCUUUGAAUGUUAUGCUGUGGUUUGUAGAGGGAAUGACCAUGUAACCAUUCUUGUCAAUAGUACGUUCAGGGAAAUCUGUGAAAUAUCUAAAGAUCACAGAUUAAGACACUAGUAUGGACCAUCCUAAUGAUUUUAGUAAUGAAGAAUCCAGUCUUGAAAUGAAAAUGAUUGGAUUAUCAAUGACCCCCUCCUCCUCCCCCUUAAAUCAUGAUCCCCACCCCCUUAAGAAAAUUUGGCAAGUCUAGCACCAUCGAUAUAAAAGUUUAAAACUGUUUCUUUUACCUACCUUGGAAAUCAAUAAAACGAGUAGUGGACUUAUAGAAUAGGAAUACAGAAUGAAUUGAGGUUCUUAUUUAGUGUCGAAAUGCAGCUUUAUCUAAAGUCUUUCUAUUUAAGGAACUGUAUUUUAAAUGAUAUAAAUAUAUUUUUGUAUAUUCUUUGUGCGAAAAAAAAAAACGGAAAAUGCUAAGUAAUUUGCAGAAUAAAGGAAUGAAAACUGA
Actinia tenebrosa (Australian red waratah sea anemone) is the source of this 7900-nucleotide messenger RNA. RefSeq names its product dedicator of cytokinesis protein 1. Gene Ontology annotation, molecular function: guanyl-nucleotide exchange factor activity; small GTPase binding. Lineage: Eukaryota; Metazoa; Cnidaria; Anthozoa; Actiniaria; Actiniidae. The record is from RefSeq and is a predicted model, not a curated record. Gene Ontology annotation, biological process: small GTPase-mediated signal transduction. Gene Ontology annotation, cellular component: cytoplasm; plasma membrane.